Amoebophrya sp. A25 is the source of this 3306-nucleotide messenger RNA. NCBI's taxonomy places the organism in Eukaryota, Dinophyceae, Syndiniales, Amoebophryaceae. The record is from the annotation of a GenBank genome assembly.
AUGGUUUGCUGCGUCCCCGGAAAGACAAUGACGACGGAACAGGGUGAUGUGAAGGUUGCGAUGCAGCCGACGUUUGCUGAGAUGAAGGCUAUCGCCGACAAGAUCGCCGCGACCCCCUUCGUUGAGGGUGGCGACGAAGAGGCCAUCCCGUUCCCCAGCUACGACGGGGUGAAGAAAUGCGCGUACGAGUCGGAGGCACCAGUGAAGGACCAGUUAGAGGCGAAGAUCGUGGCCGGCAAAGAUCUCGCGCCCAAAAUGCGUCCCCUCGGAGCUGCCCAAACCGCUUUGGACUUCGUCGGCAACACCCCCUUGAUCAAGCUCGAUCGACUCAAGAAGGCCUUGGCGCUGCCGGAAAAACUCGAGCUCUACGCUAAGUGCGAAUGUUACUCCGCAGGCGGUUCUUUUUCUUCUCAAAUGAAUUUGAAAGAAAGACGGACGAUGGAUAGAAUUUCUGAGUGACAGUUUUUCUUUCACGACUUCGAGCUGUAGCAUUCAAGUUAGUAUCUUUCGAUCAUGUGCUCAUUCGCAACUCCAUCAGGCAUUUUGUUUUCGUUAUGACAUCUUCGAAGAACAAACAAGAAACAUUUACAUUUUCCUCAAUAGAUUAGUCCCGUAGGUUCCGUCAAGGACCGAAUUGCGCUCCGCAUGAUCGAGGAAGCUGAGAAGGAUGGUCGCAUCAAGCCAGGAGAUGUGCUGAUUGAGCCUACUUCGGGUAACACUGGAGUCGGAUUGUGCAUGGCUGGCGCUAUCAAGGGAUACAAGGUAGAGAUGAGCAACAAAAUCAAAAAUACAAUGAGAAGUUCAUCUACAGAUUCAUCACAUCUUUAAUUUUUUUAUAACCUCUCUCUCCUCUUUCUGCUUUUGGACGUGCUGAAUCGACUUAAUAUUACAAGAACGUCUACUUAUGUAUGUACCAGGGAGGGAGGCCCCCCCUGUGGAUGGAUCUGGUGCAGCACAGUGUUGGAAGAGCGACGAGAGCAGAACGAGGGACGAGAGCAGAACAAGGGACGUCUGUUGGGUAAUUGCAACACGCCAAGGGGGUCCAGCCUUGCCGCCUUCGCCAGGUCUGUAGGGUAAUUGCAACACGCCAAGGGGGUCCAGCCUUGCCGCCUUCGCCAGGUCUGUAGGGUANAGGGGGUCCAGCCUUGCCGCCUUCGCCAGGUCUGUAGGGUAAUUGCAACACGCCAAGGGGGUCCAGCCUUGCCGCCUUCGCCAGGUCUGUAGGGUACAGGCAACACGCCAAGGGGGUCCAGCUUUGCGACCUUAGGCAGGUCGGUGGGGUACAUGCAACACGCCAAGGGGGUCCCGCCUUGCCACCUUUGCCACCUUCGGAAGCCUUCCAAGUCCGCCCUUCAGUGCUUCAGCGGCCUCCUCCAUGGUGGCGCUGUAGGGUCCAGGCAAGAAGCGGGAAGGGGUCAGAGGCGGGCGCUUCGAGGCCUUCCCGCCCAGCCCCCCCUCAAAAAGUUAGACCGGGGGGGCCUUCAGCCCUGAGCCCUGGAGCAUGUAUAUCCGUAUCAGUCUGAUCUCUGUGCCAGGUUAUCAUCACCAUGCCGAUGAAAAUGAGUGGUGAGAAACUGAAUAUGAUGAAGGCACUUGGCGCCGAAAUUUACCGUACCCCGACUGAGGCUGGCUGGAACGACACCAACAGCCACAUCGCCUUGGCUUUGCGGUAUUAUUCUUGUUCUCUCUACUAUUCCCCUAUGACUGCUACUUCCAUCAAUACCCCUGUAAAUUUGGUCUGAUGGAACAUAGUUUUUAACAAGAAGAUAUCACCAAGAACAAGAAGAAGAGCAACCACAACGAUAUUCUUAUAUCAAAAGAAAUAGGUAGUAUGUAACCAAUUAUAUCAGGCAGCAGAUUCGCACCUAGAAAAUUAUCAGUUGAAGAUGUUUGCAAGAGAUUCUUAAUCGUAAAAAAUCUUUCCUCGUCCCUAUACAAAGUUAAAGAUGUUGUUGCUCGGCAGAAAACUUUUUAUCCAACUUCAUCUGAUCGACCCAGAUUGCAACGUGCUAUUCCCUGUGCCCACAUUUUGGAUCAGUACAAGAACGUCGGCAACCCGAUUGCGCACUACGAGGGUACCGGACGCGAAAUUGCGGAGCAACUCGAGAAAAAACUGGACGUCAUGGUCCUUACUACCGGAACCGGUGGCACCCUCACCGGCGUCUCUCGCCGACUGAAAGAAGACAUUCCCUCGGUCAAAGUCGUCGGGGUCGAUCCCAAGGGGUAUUUCUACCGCUACUGGUUGAACGCCUAGAAAUUUAACUUUUCUAAAAUAGAUACAGCUAUCGAAAUUUAACAAGAUUUCCGUAUGGUCUUGAUCAAAUUCUGCUGAGUAGACAUUCUUUUGCAAGCCGAUGGAUAGAACAAACUGAUUCGAGCAUGAUUACUUCUGAAAUCCAUAAAUGAAAUAACCUUCUUGUUCGUACCUCUAUGAUUACGAGGACGGUGAUUUGGAGAUUGAUCGCAUACUACCCCACUACAGCUCUAUCCUUGCGCUUCCGGAAAACUUGAACGAGGAGAAGCGGCUUCAGCCUUACGCCGUUGAGGGCAUCGGGUAUUUCCUUGUUCAUCAGAUGGUAAUAUCUGAUUCAGAAAUGAAAUGCAAAGAAGUUGCCAUUUCUCUUCCUCCAUCACAAUCAUCCUGUUGUAGCACGACUAACGAUACAUACUUGUUCAAUCUAUCAAAAUGAAAUUACUUUUCUUGUCAUCUUCUUCACAAGUUCGACUUCCACUACCAUCUCUACUAGAUACGAUUUCAUUCCGUCGGUGUUGGAUCGCGAAGAAGGCGCAGAUUCUUGGGUGAAAACCGACGAUGCUGAUGCUUUCAAGAUGGCCCGCAGUAUCAUCCGACACGAAGGAAUUAUGGUCGGUGGUUCCUGCGGUUCCUGCAUGGAUGGCGCGCUCAAGUUACGGAACAAAUUGCUCAUCUAUAAUACUUGUAGAAUGAAAUUCUGAGAUUUUUGUUGACGCCGCGAAUUGGUCGUUCGACAGCCUCUUUUUACUUUCAAAGUAGUAAGGAUUCAGACGUGGUAGUAAAAACCAAUAUUUAUGAAUAAGUACACACGUGUUGCUUCAAUUAGAAGAAGUACAACAAAACGUGCAACUACAUCAAGAAGAUCAACUCCCAUAUUUAUAUUAUUUCUGCAUCUGCCUCUAAGACCCUUCAUCCAAGAUUCGGGCAUGACGGAGGGCCGCAUUUGCGUCCUCUUCUCGGACAGCACACGUAACUACAUGAGCAAGUUCCUCGACGACGCUUGGAUGGAGAAGAACAACUUUCCGUUGGAAAUCUACGGUGGAAACAAGUAA